AUGCCCGCCCGUCGGUCCGUCCGUCUGUCGGUCCGCGCGUCCUCCCCCCACCCUCCCGCCCUCCCCGCUGUCACCUUCCUCCGCUGCCGCCUGCGCGCCCUCACCUGGGCGCCGCGCCCCACCCUCCGCCCCGCCCCCCGACGGACGGGCAGCUGUAUCCAGCUGGGCUGGACCAGAUGCCAUGGGGCUGUGGGGCUGUCCAAGAGGAGGGGCCAAAGGUUUACCGGUGUGGAGGGGGGGAGCGGCUCUGUGAAGGUCUGUGGAGCUGAACUGAGCAUCCCUGGCAGCGCACAGGGGACGUCCCCCACGGUCUCCCUCCCUCUCGUCUCACAGACCUGCGCUGCGGCAGUGCCUGAGGUCUGUGCAGUGGGCUGUCUCACCCAGCCUAGACAAGCAGCUGGUCCUCCCUUGCUGUCAGAAACAGCUCUGGCACUUGGGCCUGCUUUGCCCAGCAGAUCUGUUCUCUCAUCCUGUGUGUGGCAGGGACCCUGGACCAGCAGGACCUGUUCACAUCCUGCCUUCUGCCACAAGUGUGCCUGCAGCAAUCACCACCCCGACUGCACCUCAAAUCUGCACCCUUCCACGGCGUCCGCUCCUCAUUUAUCACCCUCCCCUCUGUGGAUACCAACAGUCCCCAAUCUGCGACACUGGCUGGCCCCACCCUUUGUAGUUUUGUGGCUGGUGUUAUCUGCUUGGUCUGCCUUCAAAGUACUGGCUCCCCCGUCUCUAAACCACCCUGGGGCCAGCACGGAGCCCAAGAUAUACCCUGUCUGCCUGACCCCUCCCAGUGCCCUGAACCCCGUGGGCGCCCACCUGUCUGUCCACAGCUGGGGCGGACCCCAGGUUGGAGGCGAUGCUGUGAAGAUCAUAGGAGGGCACUGCUCCCCCCAACCCCUGAGGGGGGCAGCCUAA
This is a messenger RNA of Hippopotamus amphibius kiboko, 912 nucleotides long. RefSeq lists its product as uncharacterized. The record is from RefSeq and is a predicted model, not a curated record. The coding region runs from base 1 to 912 and encodes 303 amino acids. The transcript is spliced from 5 exons. NCBI's taxonomy places the organism in Eukaryota, Metazoa, Chordata, Mammalia, Artiodactyla, Hippopotamidae.